UAGUCUCAAUCUCUCUCUCUCUCUCUCUGCCCAGCCCAAGAAUAUUUUCAUUCCUUCAUUGCCGCUUGGUCUUUUCAAAAUCGAAGCUCCUCAAACAUCCCCCCCCCCCCCCCUCUCUCUUCUCUCUUUCUCUCUCACUCUGUAAAUAUAGACACAGGUAUCGGCUUGUUUGUUAAAAUGGACCCUGUAGCUUCUGUAGUUGACAAACUGAGAGGGUUUGCAAAAUCAACCCAAGACCUUGCUACCGGCGUCCUUCAUUGGCGUGACAAUUCAAAUCGCCGUAAUCCGGUAGCAACAAGCUGUAUGAUGGGGCUUUACAACUCUUCCAAUGAUAUGAUUUUCAGAUUGAAAUCUUGAAGCGGUUGCAGCGUGAGGCAUUUUCAGAUCUCAUGAUACUUAGGGACAGGCAAGACAAGGUGGAGCGGAUGCUUUCCUUCUAUAAGUCUUCAAAGGGAAGUCCAUUCCAAGAAUCCAGCACCCUUGUGAGGGGAGAGGUUGACGUCUUGGGGGCACUAUUAAUGAUGGAUAAUGUUGAUGAACAGAAACGUGAUGCAGUCCGUAGAGCGGGGAUCCGAACUGGUAUUGAUUUGAGGUUCACUUUUGAAACCACCGUCCGGCAGAAAGAUACUCUUGUAACCGAGUUUGUGGCCAGUGAAAGAGGUCAAAAUGAUGUUCUACGCAGCCCACUUUCACUAGCAAAAGUGCUUUAUGCAGCAGAUGUUAGUGAUUGGUUCUCUGCUGUUGCAGUCCCAGUGGGAGCUCGAUGCAGAGAUGUUGCAAUUACUACAAAUUCUUCUGAUCAGGGCAAAGGGCUUACUGAUUAUUCAUUGCUUGGACCUCCACUGUUGAAUCAACAGAUCGGUAGUGGUAUUGGUUUUAUUGUGAGAAAAUCAAAUGUGGCUGCUUCUUUGGCUCAGUUUAUCUCCGGACAUGGAGUGCAAUCUGUUUCUGCUGGAGUCAUCCGUUGCUUCAGUACGUUUGGCCAAGUUGUCUACCAACUUCCAAGAAAUACAAAACUCUUUCUUUCGGGUAUACACCAAGUGCCUAAAUUGUCUAGUCAACAGGUCAGUCUCGGAGCCAUUGCCAUGCCAGUUGGCAUACUGAGACGACGUCCUGAAACAUUUGGGGAGGCUUCUGGUUUAUCAACUGGAAGAAACAGAGAGGGAGAUGUCUUGGCUGGGUCUAUUGCAUUGAUGCUUGAGUCGGAGCUUGACGAGAGUACGAGAAUAGGAGGUUGGGUUGAGAUGAAAAAAUCCAAUCCCCGAUGUCUGCAAUGGGCUGUCAACAUGUCCGAUACCCCUGAAGAUGAUUUCGGAUGGGGUUUGAGCUUGGGCGGGUUGGUCCAGGGGCCAAGAAGUUGGGACCAUUUUCAGGUCGAGACGUUUCUGAAAUUUAAAGUUGGUAAGAGAUUAGGCUUACAGCCCGGUCUUGUCUAUGUAAUGGAUGGAACAAGCCAAUUUCCUGCUCUCAUGUUUCGGUCUACCUGGUCUAUGUGAUUAUGAUCACUUUUUUGAAUCUCCUUCCCCGUCGAGGUCCCCAUUUUUCUAGGAAGGGCAUUUCUUCUUACUACAGCGACAAAGGCAUCAAAGCAGAUUGUCUCUCUUCUCUCUUCUCUCUGUUCUUCAUCGAAGUAGCCAAGCCAUCGUAGCAGCCAAGCCAAUCACUGUAUUUGGAUCUGGAUCUGUAGCUGUGCUGCCUUCUUCUUUUUUCUCCAGAAUUGCCUUUUCUUGGGUGUUUGAAACUUGAAUUAGAGAACUAUAGUGGAAAUUUUACAUUAUAAUAUUAGUGAACUAUGUUGAUGACUUGAAU
This is a messenger RNA of Ilex paraguariensis (yerba mate), 1809 nucleotides long. Lineage: Eukaryota; Viridiplantae; Streptophyta; Magnoliopsida; Aquifoliales; Aquifoliaceae. The record is from the annotation of a GenBank genome assembly.